CAGAUAAGAAUCAGAUUCAUCUUGGAGACUGCUCUGAACUGUACAUAAUCAAGAAUACAGAAUGUUUACGCUACUGAGCAGGAGAUCACUGAAAUGUUUUCAACUUACCGCAUUGAACAAUAGAACAUUUACUGAAUCGUUUUCCAAAUCAAGAGGAAAUGUUUAUGCUGUAGAAAAUCUUACGCAACGUGGGCUUCUGAAGGUGCAAGGAGUUGAUGUUCACAACUUUUUGCAAGGACUAAUAACAAAUGAUAUCCGUCAUUUAGAAAGUAUGAAUUCUAUUUACACGUUGUUUCUGAACGUAAAAGGACGUGUUAUGUGUGAUACAAUAAUUUAUAAAACUAGAGAAGAAAAUGUUCUUUUGAUUGAAUGUGAUUCGUCUUACAUUCAUUUACUUCAAAAACAUCUUAAGUUAUACAGAGUACGCAGGAAAAUCGACAUAGAUGUUGCUGACGAUAAAUUGAAAGUAUGGGUUUUUUAUAGACCGAUUGAUGAAUUAGAUUUCUCACAAGGGAAAGUUUCGUAUGCCAAGGAUAUCGUAUCACCUGAAACUCUUGGACUUUACAGUCAUCGUGAUGAUGUGAUCAUAUGUCGCGAUCCAAGAGUAGCGGCACUGGGAUAUCGUGUUGUUGCCCCCGUAGAUGAAAUUGUUCGUGAUACUUUUGCAAAAGAAUUAGGUGGUGGUUCAUUAUAUGAUGGAUUCUUGAAUUACAGAGUUCACAGAUACGUUUUAGGAAUAGGAGAAGGCAUAUGUGACCUACCACCUGGAGUGUCUUUCCCUUUGGAAGCAAAUAGUGAUUAUCUGCAUGGUGUAAGCUUUCACAAAGGUUGCUAUAUAGGACAAGAACUUACAGCACGAACGCACCAUACUGGUGUUGUUAGGAAACGCUUGAUGCCAGUGUUUUUUAGGUCCAAACCAGAAAUAGAAAUACCAUCUGAUGCACCUAUACAGCUACUAGACUCUUCCAAAAAAUCAGUCGGUAAAUUGAGGGCCGUGGAAGGUAAAGUUGGGCUGGGGCUGUUGAGAGUAACAGAAGCCAUAGCAGCAAAAAAUAUUACUGUGAUGGGCAUUAUAGGAGAGACUUGCAAACCACAGUGGUGGCCACAGGAAGCUCCGAAGGAUCGCCUUGCUGUGAGCCGGGAAGCAUGAAUGCUGUUGCAGGAGGAUAAACAAGUAGAUUUCUCCUGUUGUCAUCAAGAAAUAAUAGGAAACUAAUGUAAUAGUGUUUGUUUCCAUGGAUUCACUAUGAUGGCAGAAACAGAUGGACAGAAUAGACAAAA
Messenger RNA from Schistocerca piceifrons (Central American locust), 1281 nucleotides. RefSeq names its product putative transferase CAF17 homolog, mitochondrial. Gene Ontology annotation, cellular component: mitochondrial matrix. The record is from RefSeq and is a predicted model, not a curated record. The transcript has a single exon. NCBI's taxonomy places the organism in Eukaryota, Metazoa, Arthropoda, Insecta, Orthoptera, Acrididae. Gene Ontology annotation, molecular function: protein binding. Bases 62 to 1150 code for a protein of 362 amino acids.